Messenger RNA from Larimichthys crocea (large yellow croaker), 2915 nucleotides. RefSeq names its product twist-related protein 2. The record is from RefSeq and is a predicted model, not a curated record. The transcript has 2 exons. Bases 257 to 829 code for a protein of 190 amino acids. Gene Ontology annotation, molecular function: DNA-binding transcription factor activity, RNA polymerase II-specific; RNA polymerase II transcription regulatory region sequence-specific DNA binding; protein dimerization activity. Gene Ontology annotation, biological process: regulation of transcription by RNA polymerase II; developmental process. NCBI's taxonomy places the organism in Eukaryota, Metazoa, Chordata, Actinopteri, Sciaenidae.
UGGACCGGCUUGUCAGAUGGUUUGUUGUUGUUCUGUCUGCCAGGUUGAGAGGGGAAUGUGAAAGUGAGAAAUUUAACAAGCUAACCAGGAAACAGGACAGCCAGAGCAAGUCCAAUCCGAUGGAGCUUCAGAAGCCGUAAUUUUCUAUGACAAAAGAGAAGACUUUUUACAGAAGCUUGUCAAGUUCAGGUUUGUUGUCGCUUGAAGAAGUCCUGUCUUUGCAGUGGAGGUUAAAAGGCUGUUGGUUGACAGUACAAUGAGAGAAGAGGUGUCCUGCACCAACUCCCCCGAAGGAGGUCUGGGGGCCAGCGAAGAGGAGCUGGAAAGAGGAUCGAAGAAAACCCACCAGCAAGGAAAUCGAAAACGUUCUCCUUACCCCAAGAAGGACAGCCUCAGCCAGGCAGAGGAGAGCAACACUGGCAGCCCCAAUAGCCUGCUGCCGGCUGGGCCAAAGAGGCCAAAGAAAAGCCCUUCGACAGUCGUGUCAUUGGCCCCCACGUCGUUGGGGCCCAGGCUGGAUCAGCCCUUUGAGGACCUCCACUCUCAACGCGUUAUCGCCAAUGUGCGGGAGCGGCAACGCACUCAGUCACUGAACGACGCUUUCGCUUCUCUACGCAAGAUCAUCCCAACGCUACCUUCAGACAAGCUGAGCAAGAUCCAGAUCCUGAAGCUGGCCUCACGCUACAUCGACUUCCUCUACCAGGUGCUGCAGAGUGACGAGAUGGACGCCAAGCUGGCCAGCUGUAACUACCUGGCCCACGAAAGACUGAGCUACGCCUUUUCCGUCUGGAGGAUGGAGGGGGCCUGGGCCAUGUCCACCAGCCAUUAGGAUCCCAACGAACUUCUCUCCUAAACCCUCUCGUGUCCAAAUCUUCACCCCACCGCCUCUGUCUGUGUUUGCACCCAUUUCCUGACCUCUGAACCUCUGAAUUCUUCCCUGAUCUUAACCUUUUCAUCUCAAACCUUUGCACACAUCGAUCUGUGUACCCCGUAAUGGUUCACUUCUCUUCUCAUCUCGGCCACUAUUAAUUCAGAGUUGGACCUAUGCUACUAAAACCUCUCUCAGUUUUCCCUCCAUUCUUCCCUCUUCCACUGCUCUCCCUUGUCUGUCCCACAGUUUAGUCCAGUGCAACAAGACGCUUCGCUGCAGCCCAUCAGAAAACCGACAAAUGGAAAAAUUCUCUACACUCAAAGAAAAAAUGUGUUCCCGCCUCACCAGACAAUCCCCCAUUUUCUAAUCUUUAAAAAAAAAAAGGUUUAUUUUUUUUUUCUCCUCUUUCUCUGGACACGUGCUCGACUCAUGACACUGAGAUGUAUUCUUGCAGCUUGACUCUCGACGUUUUUUUUUCACUCUGUGUUUCUGAAACGCUGGUGAGGAGACGUGACAGUCAGAUGCUGAACAUUUUGAAUGAUGAAAACAAGAACAAAACAAAACAAAACAGCUGGCCUGCGUUGACAAUGAAACAAAAUGGCUGCUGGUUCGAGUGCCUUGGGUAACACCAUGAUAACCAUCAUCCACCAUGACUCUUCACAUCGGAUGAAUCACUGCCAGACAGACAUUACGAUGACUAAUGAUAAUGGCACAGUGAUGGUUAGAGGGCGGUCACAGCCAAUGAAUGUUUACAGCUAAAAUGCUAAUAAGCUAAUCGCUCUGGCUCUGGAGGCCCCGUCUUGUGGGAAAAAGAGGAGCACGAGGAAUCUGACGCAGAUUUUCGACUUUGUUGUGCUGUAGUAACUGGAUAGCUUUUUGUGUAUUUUGGGUUUUUUUUAAAAGUGUAUCUGUUUGUGAAUUUGGUGUAUGCACACUGUAUUACUUUAACUCUGCUCAUGCAUUACACUUGGCUUUAAACGAAAAAACGUCCAUGGGAAAAUGUCUUAAACCACUGAUCACAGUUCAGCCACUAUUCCAAUUGUGUUUAUCUUCACUUAGCUGUUUUUAGUGAGCGUUGCAGAAAGUCUUGAAAUGCAAGAAAAUCUGAUUCCUGUGCGUCUUUUUCCUGCAGCUUUAAGAUAUAUCAAACUUGCUGUGAGCGUUUUCACUGAAAGAUGCAAAGCAGAAAGCUUCUUGUAAAAUGUGCCAAAGUGCUGAUGAAGUGAUUCCAGCCAUAUUAUAGACCAUAAGUAGUCUAAUUACUGUUUGACAUGUUUCUUUUGUACUGUUGUUUUGCAUUUGCUUUUGAUAACCUUUAUUGUGUCAGCUCCUGUGGACAAUAAAACUUUUCUCGAUGCUGUAUAUGAGUGCGAUAUUUUGAUAACCAAAGGAAAAAUUAAUUAUGUGUUGGCGUUCGUAAUUUAAAUGUGAGGGGAAGCCGUGGAGAAUUUAAGUUCAAAGGAGCGUGCAUUUAGAAAUAAAUAAAUGAGCUUAUUCAAACGUAUAUAAUUUACCUUUAUUAAGGAUUUUUUUUUUUUUGGAAACAAAAAUAGUAGAAAAGACAAAAGGCAGACAAAAAACAAACAAGUCAAUAUGUACACUGUACAGAAACAAAAUCAGAGUCAGUUAGGACAAAACUGGACUUUGCCUGCAGUUUUAAUUAAGAUCCAGUUUGUUAAAGCUACCUUCACACAGGUUGGUCAGCAUGAUACUUCAAGGCACAUGGGCUGAUAAUUUGGUCUCUAAGUACACACAGGGUUCAUUUUGGGGAUUUUCAAAUACAAAAAUAAGUCAUUUGCAUUAAUUAAGACAAAAGAUAAGACGUUAGAUAUGUCAGGUCACUGUCAUAAAUGUUAAAACUACGUAAAGCUACACUCCCCUGUCGGACUGUCAUACACAUAAUAUGGAGCUGAAACCGCUCCACGCUCUCAUCAUUUGUUUUCACAUUUUUAUUACAUUAACAAAGAUUUGACAGGUUUUGAGUUGCACACACAUAAUGCAACGUAAAGAAAUAAAGAAAUAAAAGAGCAAACAUACUGAACUU